CACCGGCUCUGCCUCUCGGCCCGCACCAUUGGGUUCGUGCGUCUCAACUGCGAGCUGCCCUCGGUCACGCUGCAGCUGAUGAACAUCCGCCGCUGCGGCCACUCCGACAGCUUUUUCUUCAUCGAGGUGGGGCGCUCAGCCGCCACCGGCCCCGGCGAGCUCUGGAUGCAGGCGGACGACUCGGUGGUGGCCCAGAACAUCCACGAGACCAUCCUCGAGGCCAUGAAGGCGCUGAAGGAGCUGUCCGAGUUCCGGCCUCGAAGUAAGAGCCAGUCGUCCUCCUCGUCUUCCUCCGGGGGGGCCGGUGGGCUCGGCGGCAGCAGCGCCUCCGCCACCCACCCCAUCACCGUCCCCGGUCGCCGGCACCACCACCUGGUCAACUUGCCUCCCAGCCAGACCGGCCUCCUCCGCCGCUCUCGCACCGACAGCCUCGCCGCCGGCGCUGGCACCAAGUGCACGCCGUGCCGAGUGAGGACGGCCAGCGAGGGUGACGGCUGCCGGGUGGGUUCGGCAGCCAGCAGCCCUAUGAGCCCGGGCCCCGUGCGGACUCCCCUGAGCCGCUCGCACACGCUCAGCAGCGGCGGAGGCCGGCAGGCGGGGAAGCUGCUGCCGGUGCUGGCCGGCGGCGGGCUGCAGAGCAGCCGCUCCAUGUCUGUGCCCGCCUCCCACUCGCCCCCCUCGGCCACCAGCCCCAUCAGCCUGUCCUCCAGCAGCGGCCUCGGCUCCGAGACUGCCCACCCGCAUCACCCUCAACGCCCGUCCAGCGGCAGCGCCUCUGUCUCCGGCUCCCCCAGCGACGCCGGCUUCAUGUCCUUCGACGAGUACGGCUCCAGCCCAGGCGGCGACCUGCGGCCCUUCUCCUCCUCCUCCACCGCCAGCAACCGCAGCAACACCCCCGAGUCGGUGGCCGAGACACCCCCUGUGCGGGACCCGGGGGGCGGCACCGACCUCUACGGCUACAUGGCGAUGGAGCGGCCCCCGAGCGGCCGCCUCUGCUACCGGCCCUGCCCCGACGCCGCCGGCGACAGGUGCCAUCGAAAGCGGACCUAUUCCCUGACCACACCGUGCCGGCAGCGACCCGCCCCGCCGCAGGUCUCCUCCGCCUCCCUCGACGAGUACACGCUGAUGCGCGCCACCUUCGCCGGCAGCGCCGGCCGCCUCUUCCCCUCCUGCCAAGCCGGGGCUUCCCCCAAAGUGACCUACACCCCCUACCCCGAGGACUAUGGGGACAUCGAGAUCGGCUCCCACCGCAGCUCCGGCAGCAGCAGCACAAAUCUGGGGCCGCCGCCAGCGGGUGGGGGGGGGAGAGAUGAUGACGGCUACAUGCCCAUGACCCCCGGUGUGGCCGCAGCCUUAGGGCAGGGAAGCCGGGGCAGUGAUGAUUACAUGCCCAUGAGCCCCACCAGCGUGUCUGCCCCCAAGCAGAUCCUGCAGCCCCGGGCAGGGAUGGGGAGUGGGUCCCCGGGGAACGGGAGCAGCUACAAGACCAGCUCACCUGGAGAGAGUUCCCCUGAUGAUAGUGGGUACAUGCGGAUGUGGUGUGGCUCCAAGCUAUCUGUGGAGAGCUCAGAUGGAAGGCUGAGUAACGGUGACUAUAUCAAUAUGUCCCCUCGGGACCCCCAGCAUGGGCCCCAGGUUCCCUCCCUUACCCCCCCAGACUUCUUUUUCACCCCGUCAGGGCAUGGGUCCAGUGAGCCCUCAAAGCCCGGCUGCUAUUCAUACUGCUCCUUACCCCGCUCCUACAAGAGCCAGGGAUUGGCAAAGGACAGUGACCAGUAUGUCUUCAUGAACUCCCCAGGGAGGAUGAUCCCGGAGGAGGUGGGGUGUGGAGUGGGCCAGUCGCCUGCCAGCACCUUCACCCCAUCCAGCCACACGGUGCCUUCGCCCCUGCGGCACAGCCGGACCGAGAGCUUUCUGAGCCAGCGGUGCCAGCGGGCAGCCCGGCCCAGCCGCCUCUCUUUGGAGACCUUGCGGACGGUGCUGCCCAGCAUGAAUGAGCACCCUCUGCCGCCUGAGCCCAAGAGCCCUGGCGAAUACAUCAACAUUGACUUUGGGGAUGCUGCUGUCUAUUCUCCCCCCUCGCUGCCUGCUGACAGCCCAGCCUCCUCCCUGGGCUCAGGCACAGGGCAGAGGCGCUCCCCGCUCUCUGACUACAUGAACAUGGACUUUGGGUCACAGUCGCCUUCCCAGUCAGGCGCGGUCUCAGUGGGCUCUCUGGAAGCUCUCUCACCCAGCUCUUCUUCCAGCACCAGCCAGCCCAACGGGCGCUACCUGAAGGCGGCUGUGGGGGUGGCUUGUUCAUCCAGCCCGUCAGAUAGUGGGGAUUACACUGAGAUGACCUUUGGCAUGGCCACCACCCCACCCCAACCCAUUUUUCAGAAGCCAGAAAGUGCCCGGGUCGCCAGCCCCACAGCUGGGGUGAAGAGGCUCACCCUUUCUGGGGUGGAGGCUUUCAUUCUCUCCAGCCCUCCCCCAGACCCCAACCGGGGAGCCAAAGUCAUCCGGGCAGAUCCUCAGGGGCGGAGGAGACACAGCUCAGAAACUUUCUCUUCCACCACCACUGUGACCCCAGUGUCCCCUUCCUUCGCACACAACCCCAAACGACACAACUCGGCCUCGGUGGAGAAUGUGUCCCUCAGGAAAAGCGAAGGCCUGGAGGAGGAGCAGGGUAGCAGUCCCAUGUGCCGGGAGACCUCAGCUGGCUUCCAGAAUGGCCUCAACUACAUCGCCAUUGAUGUGGUGGACGGGUCCCUGGCAAACUGUGACAAAUCCAGGUUGAAAGCCAGGCACCUCCUGAAUGGGGGCAUCAAUGGAGUAGAGAUGAGCGCCUAUGCCAGCAUAGACUUUCUGUCUCACAACCUGAAAGAAGCAAGUGCUGUGAAAGCUUCUAAACGCAGGUCACCCGGAGAAGUGGUGCGGGGAGGCUCGUUGGGAUUGACCGGCUCUGUAGGAGGUGGGCGGAGAAUCUCCAGCACCUCGCUCCCUUGAGAGGGGUUGCCAGCCUGAGGGGUGCACUCAGGGGUGCAGGGAUAAAUGGAUGUAACCAGAGUUAGGCCAAAGGUGGUAAGGAAGAACCCCAGCAUCCUCAGCCAAUGAAUGGUGUGCAGGGUUGGGUACCAAAAAUGAGACAUCAAGUUAAUUGCACUUGUGGCAGUCGAACUGGGAAAGUCAUAGCAUGGGGAAAGAGAGAUACAUCACAAAGGACUUUAUCGGUUUAAGUUGAAUCAAAGCAUAAACUUCUGAAAAUUUCCUAGUUUCCCGUUUGGUUUUCAUUGGGAUUUCACACCAAUGUUUGUUUAGAGAAGGACUUCUGCCACCGUUUAAAAAGGUCAACCAAUAUUGUGCUAAUGUACUUGAAUUUCAAACAUUGUGAUUCGGGAGGCUACUGAGAAUUUCACAUUUUAUAGAGAAUCACAUUCAAUUUAAAGAAAACAGUAUUUUGCAUAUAAGCAAGAUUAUUUUAACAGGAGUAAUGCAGGUGAGAGUUGAGAAAAUAUAAUUCUGUAAAAAUGGUUUGCACAGGAGAGAGCUUACAUAAUCAGUGCUGUUUGUUUAGUUGUUUGCACUUUUCAGAUUUUGUUUUUAACUGCAUUAGAAAAGUGAGAAGCUUUACUUUUUGAAAAACAAGUAUGGUUCCUAGUAAUUUUAAAACAGUGAAGAAUCUACAUAUUUUUAAUAUUUAGAACAGGAAACUCUGAGAUACAGAGUAUACAAACAAGCUCCUUGUAAUUACCUUCUUAGUAAAUUAACAUUUUGAUUUGUGCAAAAUACUUGUAAAAAACCGGUUUGAAUUGUUCCUUAAGGUUUGUAGCAGUAGUUGUGUUUUCAUGUGGAUAAAUGUUUUGAGGGAAACUGUAUCAUUUAAAGAUGACUGGCUUUCACGUGUAGUUUGUCUCUCUACAAUCAGUAACUUGCAUCUGCUGCUGGGAGUGCUGUGCUUUUGGAAAUCUCUGUCCAUAUUAUCCUGUCAUGGUAGAAGCAAGGAGUGCAUCCACAGCUGCUGUCAAAACAGAACAAUUAAGAGGUUGCUUGAAGUGAUAGUUUCAUUUAGUUUUACUGUGUUCUGAAAAUGUGAAAAUAUAUAAUAAUUGGAGAAACAAUUGCCUUCAUCUGAUAUGUAAAUAAAAUAAUACUGUUACUGGUUGAUUAAAGCUUGUUACUUGCUAACAAUUAGCCUUUGUUCUUAAAUUAUGACUGCUUUUUUGCUUAAAAACAUAUGAAAUGUGUAUGGAUUUAAUUAUUUAUGGAGGUGUUUACACUCGUUUUUUUCAUAUAGUGCA
Messenger RNA from Empidonax traillii (willow flycatcher), 4280 nucleotides. It is a transcript of the gene IRS2, whose product is annotated as insulin receptor substrate 2. Bases 79 to 2988 code for a protein of 969 amino acids. Gene Ontology annotation, cellular component: plasma membrane; cytosol. Gene Ontology annotation, molecular function: insulin receptor binding; phosphatidylinositol 3-kinase binding. The record is from RefSeq and is a predicted model, not a curated record. Lineage: Eukaryota; Metazoa; Chordata; Aves; Passeriformes; Tyrannidae. Gene Ontology annotation, biological process: insulin receptor signaling pathway. The transcript has 2 exons.